AUGGGGGAAAGUCUGACGGUACUAACGUGUCUUUGCAUACUGUUAGUCCAUAGAAGUGAGGAAAGCUCUCCAUUUAAGAACACAGACAAAGAGUGCCGAACUAUGCUUCCCUCUGGGUCACGAUCACCCCCGAGGAAGGACAAAAACCUAUUUAAAGUUGCUGUUAGUGACACAAUUUACCAUGAAGCAAUGCAUCACAUUCAAGUAAGUGUGGAAAACAUGACAGAUCGACCGAUAAUUGGAGUGUUAUUGCAGCCCAGAUUGGGCGGAUGUGAGGGACCGGAUGUCGAUCACAAUGUGGGAGAGUUCGAAAUGAUUCCCGGAAAUGAUUACUUCAAAUUCCUCAACUGCAGAAGAAAUCCAAAGGGUGCGGUUUCGACCAAACACUGGACAGGUAAACCUUACCAAGGAAAAAUAGAAGUCAAUUUUAUCAUUACCAACACCAAGAGAAAACUCAGAUUUAGAGCCACCAUCAUAGGUAGUCAUGGUAACCUGUAUGUAAAUAACGAUAGCGAAGAAAUUCGGUACGUGGCAAUAAAAAGCAGCGACCAAGAUGAUUCAAAGGAGUGUCCAAAACUCAAAGCACUUCCUCAAAUUGCCGAAAACGAGGCUGCAUCAGACUACAGGAGCAACAUCAACAAGUUCUCACUUCUUUUAUAUAUUUUGUUAUAUCUUACAAGACAUUUGUUAACAUGA
Saccostrea echinata is the source of this 696-nucleotide messenger RNA. RefSeq lists its product as uncharacterized. Lineage: Eukaryota; Metazoa; Mollusca; Bivalvia; Ostreida; Ostreidae. Bases 1 to 696 code for a protein of 231 amino acids. The transcript has 5 exons. The record is from RefSeq and is a predicted model, not a curated record.